AUGGUUCACCGGGAAGACCUAUUUAUCGUCACAAAAGUGUGGAAUAAUUUUCAUAGCAGGGAACGGGUGGUCGAAAGUAUAUCGCUACAGCCUACUGGCGUAAGGGAUGGCGAUGGUUUACACCCGACCUACCCAAAUGGAUCGGUUAUACCCAGGACCUGGGACAGGGAUGUGACAUAUUUGGAGGCAUAUAAGGGACUGAAAGAUACACACAAUGCCGGUUUGGUUAAGUCGAUAGGAGUUUCCAAUUUUAAUGAACACCAAUUGACUGAACUUAUAAAACAUUCACAAAUUAAGCCUGCUGUUAAUCAGAUCGAGGUGCAUCCACAUUUUAAUCAACAGAAACUAAUUGACUUUUGUCGCGGUAAUAACAUUACAGUCACGGCUUAUAUGCCUUUAGCACACGGUAGAGCACUAGUAGGUGAGCCGGUACUUAAUGCAAUUGCUGACAAGUAUCGGAAAAGUGUGGCACAGGUAGUCCUAAGGUGGCAUUUACAGAGGGGACUCGUAGCUAUACCUAAAAGUGGACAAAGUCAACAUAUUGAUAAAAAUUUUGAUGUAUUCAAUUUUGAGUUAAAUGACCAGGAUAUGUCGAAUACUAAUGCCAUUGCUCAGAAACCCAGGAUCAAUCAAAUUCCACCUUAUCGUAAUCACCCUGAUUAUCCAUGUUCAGAAUUAAUGGAAAGCAAAAUAUAG
Messenger RNA from Oppiella nova, 696 nucleotides. The record is from the annotation of a GenBank genome assembly. NCBI's taxonomy places the organism in Eukaryota, Metazoa, Arthropoda, Arachnida, Sarcoptiformes, Oppiidae.